Messenger RNA from Daphnia magna, 1040 nucleotides. RefSeq lists its product as uncharacterized. Bases 21 to 1007 code for a protein of 328 amino acids. NCBI's taxonomy places the organism in Eukaryota, Metazoa, Arthropoda, Branchiopoda, Diplostraca, Daphniidae. The record is from RefSeq and is a predicted model, not a curated record. The transcript is spliced from 3 exons.
CAAAAAAACUCUAACGGAGGAUGAAGCGUUUUUCUUUGAUAAUUGUUAUCGCCAUUAUGGGAACUGCUUUAGCAGUGUUCCCUCCUAUUCCGGAAUUAUCGGAAGACGUAGCACACACAGAAGAUGACGGAGAAGUAUUCUCAGCUACUGAAGCUACAGACCACAUUUCAAGUGAACAACCCAUUGAAAGCGAUGACUUCACCACAGAAGAGAGUGAACCUCUGGAUGUGAUUGAAACAAGACAAUCUCGGUCACCGUUGGUCUCCGUGUACCUACGAAAAACAAAAUUGAAUCCGAAAUUAGCAGGUAGUAACGCGACCAUUGCAAAUAAUUCUGUUGGUACCGAAGAGAUUGCUCCAGCUGCCGAAAUAACUCCGGCAAAGAUAAAGGAGUUUGGCAGUAGGGAUGAAGUAUCACGACCAAAUUAUGCUUUUGUCAUGGCACCGGGACCGUAUUUCGGUCCCAUGCAACCAGGCAUGGAAAUAAACCCAGAAGAGGAAGACAAUAAAUUCUUCAACCUUGCUCAAAUGUUAAGCCCUCCUCGUAAACCUUACGUGCCUGGAACUCUGCGGCCAUACGCAAGACCUCGUCCGAAUUACGCCAACUUCAUGGGACCCCGGCCCUAUGGAUACCAAACAGGUUACGGACUCCAAACUGGUUAUGGAAUUCAAACUGGUUACAGACCUCAGACUGGUUACGGGUUCCAAUCGGCUUACGGACCUCCACCGGAUGAGGGAUACCGUUUGGGCAGCGGCUUUCCAGACGGCCUAGAAGAAAAUCCAGAUGAAGAAGAAGAAGAUAAUAAAUUUUUUAACCUUGCCGAAAUGUUGAGCCCUCCUAGACGUCCUUACGUACCCGGAAGUAUCCGACCCAAUCUCAGUCCUCGGCCAAAUUACGCCAGUUUCCUGGGUCCUCGUCCAGCCUACGGUUAUGGAUAUCGUCAAAGCGUAUACGGUAUGCAACCGAGCCCGUAUCCAUACUAUGCCAAUUUCGAUGAAAACUUUUAACUUCUAUUUGAAUACACACUCAGGGAGCCACUC